Aspergillus bombycis is the source of this 1296-nucleotide messenger RNA. Its product is annotated as ATP synthase D chain. Gene Ontology annotation, molecular function: proton transmembrane transporter activity. The transcript has 9 exons. Gene Ontology annotation, biological process: proton motive force-driven ATP synthesis; protein targeting to membrane. The record is from RefSeq and is a predicted model, not a curated record. Gene Ontology annotation, cellular component: cytoplasm; nascent polypeptide-associated complex. NCBI's taxonomy places the organism in Eukaryota, Fungi, Ascomycota, Eurotiomycetes, Eurotiales, Aspergillaceae. Bases 1 to 1296 code for a protein of 431 amino acids.
AUGAUUUUUACGCUCGGAACUGGCGAAUUCCUGCAAUUUUCGUGGGCGGGACCCUUCGGUUUCGUGGGCCACAAUUCGAGCCUCCAAGCGACCGAAACAGCUCUCUUAAUUCACAAAAUGGCCGACCCCCGCGUUGAAGAGAUCGUUGAGGAGGAGACUCCCAAGCAGAUCGUUGAGGAUGCUGGCAGCGACUCCGAGUCCGAGGCUGGCGAGGAGGCCAACAUUCCCGCCGGUGCCGCCGUCACCAUCCACUCCCGUAACGAGAAGAAGGCUCGCAAGGCCAUUGGCAAGCUCGGCCUGAAGCACGUUCCCGGCAUCACUCGUGUCACUCUCCGCAGACCCAAGAACAUCCUCUUCGUCAUCAACCAGCCCGAUGUCUACCGUUCUCCCUCCAGCAACACCUGGAUCAUCUUCGGUGAGGCUAAGAUCGAGGACCUGAACUCCCAGGCCCAGGCUUCUGCUGCUCAGCAGCUCGCCGCUGCCGAGGCUGCCGCUGGUGAGCACGCUGGUCACGACCACGACCACGACCACGACCAUGACCUCGGCACCAAGGUCCCCGAGGCCGAGACCAAGAAGGAGGAGGAAGAGGAUGAUGGCGAGCCCGUCGACGAGACCGGUCUUGAGACUAAGGACAUCGAGCUCGUCAUGGCUCAGGCCAACGUGUCGCGCAAGAAGGCUGUCAAGGCUCUUCCCCUGCUGGCAGGAUGGCUUUGGUCUUUGCACGUUGAACUCCCCUCUCCCACCGAUAUCCCUCCAAUCCACACUUCAAAAUGGCCGCCGUAUCGCAGCGCCGCUCUUAAGAUUGACUGGGUCAAGGUGACCAGCUCCCUCGGCCUCCGCGGUCAGACCGCUGCCUCUCUCCAGGCUUUCAAGAAGAGGAACGACGAUGCCCGUCGCAAGGUUCAGCUUCUGUCCGAACAGCCCCAGGCUAUCGACUUCGCCCACUACCGCAAGGUCCUGAAGAACCAGGCCAUCAUCGACGAGAUCGAGAACCAGUUCAAGACCUUCAAGCCCGCUACCUACGAUGUUUCCCGUCAGCUGAAGGCCAUCGAUGCCUUCGAGGCCCAGGCUGUUCAGAGUGCUGAGGAGACCAAGGGCAAGGUUGAGGCUGAGCUCCGCAACCUUGAGAAGACCCUCGAGAACAUCGAGACCGCCCGGCCAUUCGAUGAGCUCACUGUGGAUGAGGUUGCCUCUGCCCAGCCCGAGAUUGAUGAGAAGACCGCCUCUAUGGUCAGCAAGGGCCGCUGGAUGCCGGCUGGUUACAAGGAGCGCUUCGGCGAUAUGUCUGUUGUUUAA